This is a messenger RNA of Microthlaspi erraticum, 264 nucleotides long. The record is from the annotation of a GenBank genome assembly. Lineage: Eukaryota; Viridiplantae; Streptophyta; Magnoliopsida; Brassicales; Brassicaceae.
AUGAAGCUUAAGGAGUUCAAUGCUAAGUCAAUCAACCACCAUCUCCACCAUCCACACCACCAUGAAUGGUAUGUCAAUUCCAUAUCAAGAGAGAAGCUUGCUGAGUUCAAUCAGUUUGUCCAAACUCUUCCAGCCAGCAUGUCAUUCCAACAAGCUUGGCGCCACUACCCAUUCACCACCUUCUUCCACAACUGCAGAGAGACACCACAGGACAUCAAGGAGCUUUUUGAGAAAGCUAAAGUUCAACCUGAUUGUCGGUACUAA